UGUAGUUGGUGACACAUCUGUACCAAACACCUCUCUGCAUACCUGGCGCUUAGACAUCAACAUGCAACAACCAGGCCGGCUGAGGCUGAGGCCGUGGCUGGAGGAGCAGAUUCAAUCUGGGAGGUAUCCAGGGGUCAGCUGGCUGGACCAGUCAGCACGGAUCUUCCAAAUCCCAUGGACACAUGCCGCUCGUCAUGGAUGGAGUAUUGACCGAGAUGCUACACUCUUCAGGAGCUGGGCCACAUACACUGGACGAUACCGUCCAGGCAAAGACAAGCCAGAUCCCAAAACAUGGAAAGCGAAUUUCCGCUGUGCCUUGAAUUCUCUGCCUGACAUCUGUGAGCUGAGGGAGCACAGCAGGAAGAGAGGCAGCAAUGCUUACAGAGUCUACAGGAUGCUGCCCAGCACACAAACACACAGACGCAGGAGAGGGCUGCGGUUCAGCAGGCCCAGAGAAAAACAGGCAAGUUUAGGUGAUGAUACAUACACCAUGCACACUUGGCAACCCACAACAACGAGACCCACUUCAGACUCCCCACAGAGGAUGGAAACCCCCGCAGAAGACCUAUUCAACAGCACACAAACAUAUGGGAUGUGGGAGGCCAAGCCAGAGGACCAGGAACAGAAUGAGGCUGUGUUUAAGUUGAUGGACCACUUAAGCAACGCUGACCUCUGGAACCAAACUGGAGAGCAGAGAAGAUGGAGAACACACACACUGUGGGAUCACUGGCACUGUGCUGGUGAUGAAAAUCCAUUCUCUCUGAACCCAGAGAGCUACAGUGAUCUGUUUGGUCCAAACUACAUCAAGGAACUUUCUGAUUGGACCACAAAUCAGCAAACACUGAUGCCUUAGCUGUGCACCCAUGGCUAGUCCUCCUAUACAGUUUGAGUUUACCACAUGUUUGAUUAAAAGCUGUUCUUACUUCAGGCUUCCUUGCUAACCUCCAGCCGUCUAUCUGCUGAGCUGACCAGUGAAAGAGAGAAACAGGAGAGGGCGAGCGGACAGAUAUAUUGCUCUGUCAGUCAGUCGGUCGGUCAUCCUCUCUGCUGAGCAUGCUGAGAUGAAGAUCCUGUUCCAAGCCAAGCUUUAACUCUGUCAUCAUCACUUGGGUUCACUAUGGUUCAGUGCCUCAAACUCACUGAAGUGACACCAAGCUCACACCACAGCUUACAGAGUAAACAGAUAUCAUUUCGCUUCAGUGCAGGAUCAGUUAUUGCUGUACUAUUUCUUUGAGUUUGACUGGAUGUUUAGCCAACAUGCAGUAAAAUAAAGUCCAGAACACGGAGGCAGGACAUGUGGCUUUAACAGUAUGUUUAUGAGUGGAGUUCAAAUCUGACUUAAGCUACAAAAUAUGUGUUUUUUAGUCCGUAUAUACAGUAAAUGUGUGAUCCCUAUAUGUUUGUGCCUUUGUUUUUAACAAUUUUUUAAGAUUUUCUCCAUUAGAUACUCAUGACAAUUUUGUAUUUUUGUGUUUUGUUUGAAGCACCCAAUGGUGCAGUUUGUCUUGUGUGUUACUGUAUAACCUGUUUUUUUUGUUUUUUUUUAAUAAAAUGAAUAGAUUUUAUAUAAUCCUGUGUUAAGAAAACGUAAAAGCUAGUAAAGCACAUAUAUAUAUUAGCUCAAGACAUGGAUCUGUAAACUAAACACUGAAUUAACCACACAGAACCAUCAUAGUUCUGUUUGUAUGUGUGUGUCAAUGUAUGUUUCACACUGGCAGCUGACAUAAUUAGAUAAAAUAUCAUUUGUAAGGAGUUUUUUGCAAUAAAUAAAUAAAUGGUCAGACUCAUUUUUUAGCUGUAAAAAGGAAAACAUGCAAAGUACCAAAUAAAUCCAGCCACAAAGAAAUCUAAGUCUCAUUCUCAGGAUCAGUUAACAAGGAUGUGAUCUCAUGAAAUCUAAUCUCUUUGGUCUCACUGCAAAAACACUGAUUUUAAAAAUCUUCUGACAGGUUAAUAGAGGCUAAUACACUCUAUGUGAGGACACUGCAAUUAACAUGAAACACUGAAUGAAAAUGAGUGCAGUAGUUUCAUAUGAAAAGCUUCAACGUAUUGAUUAUAACUGCCACUAAUUACAAAACCCAAAAUACAGAUUUUAUCUGUGCCUGUACUUUACAUCUGUUCCUGUUGGCAGACGUAGAAGAAACACAGGUGCAAAUAAUGACACUAAUCACAGCUCUGUUGGAUUGAAAGUGUCAGUGUCAUUCCAGCCAUACUGGCACACCUGAAUGUGAUGCUGCCUUUAAUUACACCUCUCCCUUAUCCUCUCAUAACCCCUUCCAUUUAAAACUUGAUCCACCUCAGCUAAAACACUAUCAACUAUCUAAUAAUAUCAUGAGAAAUAAAGGGCCAUUUUUCUGCAGAAGGAGUACUUUUACUUUUUAUGUACAAUUUUUUUUUACACAAGUAUGAUUUUGUAUGCGUUACUUUUAGUUGUAGUGGAGUAUUUUUGCUUUGAUGUAGCAGUAUAUUAGGA
Seriola aureovittata is the source of this 2473-nucleotide messenger RNA. Its product is annotated as interferon regulatory factor 2-like. Gene Ontology annotation, biological process: regulation of transcription by RNA polymerase II; immune system process. Gene Ontology annotation, cellular component: nucleus. The record is from RefSeq and is a predicted model, not a curated record. The transcript has 7 exons. The coding region runs from base 62 to 853 and encodes 263 amino acids. Gene Ontology annotation, molecular function: RNA polymerase II cis-regulatory region sequence-specific DNA binding; DNA-binding transcription factor activity, RNA polymerase II-specific. NCBI's taxonomy places the organism in Eukaryota, Metazoa, Chordata, Actinopteri, Carangiformes, Carangidae.